AUGUAAUGUUCUGAUUGUAGCCGCACAUGUUCAUUUCUCACAGCUAUCGUUCAUUUUACGUGAGACACACUCAACGAGACACUCAUUUUAACUUCUGUUUUCACGAAAGUAACAUUAAAAAAUGAAGGCUUUAUUAUUUUGUGUCGCAAUUACGAUGGUUGUUGACGUCUUUGCCGAAAAUUGCCCAAACAAUAAUGUGGCAACAGAAUGUAUGAGCUUUCAAUGUUCAUUUGGUUACUACAAGGAAUGUGUGAAUCAAAUUUGUACAUGCAACAAUUGUAUGACCCAGCAAGACUGCACCAGUAAUGCGGCAGGACUCCCAAACUGUAACAGACAAUGGCACUGCGUGGAUAAUUUGUGCAGAUGUUAUUAAUUCCUUUUGAAUAUAUUCCAUAUUAAAUAAAAAGGAGUUUAAAAGCAAUUAAA
This is a messenger RNA of Ruditapes philippinarum (Manila clam), 426 nucleotides long. Its product is annotated as serine protease inhibitor Cvsi-1-like. NCBI's taxonomy places the organism in Eukaryota, Metazoa, Mollusca, Bivalvia, Venerida, Veneridae. The record is from RefSeq and is a predicted model, not a curated record. The transcript is spliced from 3 exons. Bases 122 to 373 code for a protein of 83 amino acids.